Clupea harengus (Atlantic herring) is the source of this 1275-nucleotide messenger RNA. RefSeq names its product 4-galactosyl-N-acetylglucosaminide 3-alpha-L-fucosyltransferase 9-like. Gene Ontology annotation, molecular function: alpha-(1->3)-fucosyltransferase activity. The record is from RefSeq and is a predicted model, not a curated record. Gene Ontology annotation, cellular component: membrane. The coding region runs from base 87 to 1214 and encodes 375 amino acids. The transcript has a single exon. Lineage: Eukaryota; Metazoa; Chordata; Actinopteri; Clupeiformes; Clupeidae.
UAAAAUAUUUCAAAUUAAUUUGACUUGAUCUGACCUUUGCAUUCUGUGUGAAUAAUUUCCUCUAUUUCCUGUAUUUACAGUCAACAAUGUCUUCUACAGCCCGUUUCGGCAGGAAAGUGCCUUUCUACAUCCUUUUUGUUACUUGUGGACUGAUACAUUUGCUGCUGUUUUUAAAGACCAUUGGCAAUCAUCAAUCAACAGUCUGUCCAGCUUAUGUUGGAAAGGUACCUACUGUGAAAGAGACACAUAUUUCAUCAGUGAUUCAAAAGUCAGAGAAACCCAUUCUUUUGAUCUGGUUGUGGCCACAGCAUGUGAAGCUUUUUGAAAAAGACUGCAUGACCUAUUUCAACAUAGACAGCUGUGUUCUCACAUAUGAUCGGUCCCUGUACAAUGUUGCAGAUGGAGUCUUAUUUUUUCACAAGAGCAUUGCAUGGGAUCUCAGUAAUCUUCCUAAGGAUCCACGGCCAGCAUUCCAAAAGUGGGUUUGGUUCAACAUUGAAUCUCCAACCAACACAGCCAGAAAAGCUGGACUGGAAAACUUGUUCAACCUCACUUUGACCUACAGACGAGACUUGGACAUCAGUGCUCGCCAUGAAUUGAGCAUUGUGAAAAGUCCGGAACAAUUUGUGUGUCCCCAGAAAAACAAAAUUGUUUGCUGGAUUGCAAGUAAUAGCAUACGUAUCAGUGGCACAACAGUCCGACUGAACUAUUACAACGAACUAAGGAAACAUAUCGAUGUGAAUGUGUAUGGUCGAGCUGUCUCAGGAGCAAGUUCUCUAAGCGAUGAAGACUAUUAUUCUACUAUUGCUAGCUGCAAAUUUUACCUGGCCUUUGAGAACUCCAUGCAUAUAGACUACAUCACAGAAAAGUUGAAUGGACCAAUGGUCGCUGGGACUGUGCCAAUAGUUUUAGGCCCUUCCAGGGAGAACUAUGAACAGUUUAUUCCUGCAGACUCAUUCAUCCAUGUUGAUGACUUUUCUGAUCCAAAAGCAUUGGCUGAAUACCUGCUUCAGUUGACUCAGAACAAAGACAUGUAUAUGCGUUACUUUGCAUGGAGGCAAUACUUCAAAGCUACACCUCAUCUUCUACCUCCCUGGCCUAAACAGCCUAUUUGUGCUGCCUGUGACCAUAUUGCUAAGGAUAACACCUUUAAUGUGGUCCACGAUCUUUUCUGGUGGUUCCAUAAAAAUGUUAAGGGGAACCAGUUGAAGUAGAUGUUAAGGUCUAUUACAGUGUUUUACGAUUGAAUAAACACUAAAAUCAAAAGUUUUACAC